AUGUUGACAAUAUCUGAAUUAUACAAACAUGACAUUGCUGAUAAUUCAAUAUUUAUUCUCGAAUAUCCGUCCAGUUAUCCUGAACAUUUUGAAAAAAGCGAAUACAUCGUAAACAAAAGUAAAUACACGCUAGAUGAUCAUUACAGGGAACAUGACUACGAGUCGAAUAGAAUAGAAAAACCUCAUCGUAAUUUAGCGGUUAUGGGCAACAAAGCUAGAGUCUACGUUGACCAGAAGCCAAGUGAGCUGCUAGUAGAACAUUGGAGAAAGAAACUUUCAAACGAAACAUUAAGGUACGGUCAGCUUGGUGAAAAGGUGACCCACGUUUGCUUGUUUCCGUUAGAAGUUUUGUCAUCUAAAUUGCACUCAGUCAAUCCGGAUGCUCACUACCACGUUCAUUCAAAAAAAUUCAUCGAAGAAAUUCCGUGUAGACAAGCAGAUACCUUAUCUGAACUUGAAUUUCCUUGCGUCUUGAAGGUUUGUAGAUCAUCUGGAGGUCAUGGGACCUGGGUUCUUCAGGACCGCAGCCAAUUUGAUUAUUGGAAUAAAAAUAUUCAAGAAACUAUGCCAAACGCCGAUUUAACUGUAACUAAAUAUGUCGAAAACGUUGUGGCAAACUUCUGUUGUCAUGUUUAUCUCUUUAAAAAUGGUCAAUGGAGGUGGAUUGGAGUCACCGAAAAAAUCCUAAACCAUGAAAUUUGGGUCGGUGCUUUUGUGGAAAUGGAUAAACAGGUAGCACACGAAAAAUUGACUCACGAAACAAUCAAGCCCGUUUUAAAAGCUCUUCACGAAAAAAGUUAUUUUGGAAUAGUUGGCAUCGAUGUGUUGGUGGAUGAGACAGCUAAGCAAUAUGUUAUCGAUAUUAACCCACGCAUCGUCGGCUCGACACCACUGCUGUUAUCAGCCAUUGAAUUGCAGAAGAAAGGAUGGAGUGCCGGCAUGUUCUUCACCGACGUUAAAUUCUACAAUACAACUCUUAUUGAAAUUAUUGACAAUGCAGAAGCUGUUUUUGCUGAAAACAUUACUUCCUGUCAGAAGUUGAAAAAAUUGUUCAUGGUCGCAAUAAAUGGAAAUCAAGCUUUACUAGAUCUUCUUUUAGACUUAAAAGCCAACACAUAA
Helobdella robusta is the source of this 1119-nucleotide messenger RNA. RefSeq lists its product as hypothetical. Bases 1 to 1119 code for a protein of 372 amino acids. NCBI's taxonomy places the organism in Eukaryota, Metazoa, Annelida, Clitellata, Rhynchobdellida, Glossiphoniidae. The record is from RefSeq and is a predicted model, not a curated record. Gene Ontology annotation, molecular function: ATP binding; metal ion binding. The transcript is spliced from 3 exons.